CGUGACACCGCAUACUAGGCUGCCAGCUGGAAUAUCUGUUUGUACAAGACAACUUGUAGAGUUGGUGAUAUUUCCCCAAUAUCGUUUUUCUAUACGUUCCAGAUUUUCACUCAACCUCACUUACCUCUCGAACAAUUCUUUUCAUUCUAGCACCUACCAGAAAGGCCUCAACUACACUUCCGACCUCCCAAUCUGCCCGACAAGCUGAAUUGAAUGAGUACAAAAAAAACAACAACCAUUAGCUCUCCUCUAUUAGUACAAUUCAGACUCAGACCCCUCAUUCAGGCUGCCAACAAUGUCCAGCCAAAUUCUCAGAAACAUCGAACCUAAAAUCGCUAAAUGUGAAUCUAUCAUCGGCUACACAUUCCAGGACAAGGUGCUCUGCAUCCAAGCUUUAAAAUCCGUUGGAACUGGCGUGCUAGUCUCAUACAAUGGAUUUAUUCAUGACUUGCCUAAUAACAAAGCGCUUGCUGUCUUAGGUGAUCGAGUUCAGCACCUGGCGCUGUGUGUCAAGUGGUGGAACAGGGGAGUUCCCCGAGUGUCAGAGCAAUACUCUCAGGUCGAACAAGAAAAUCUUGGCAAUAAGCCACUAGGAGAGAGAGGCAUGGAGCGAGGAAUCCACACUUGUAUCUUGCAGGACCCAGGAAGGACUGUUAGGAGGGAACAGCCGACAAAUAAGAUGGUUGCGGAUGCGAUGGAGGCGAUUGCUGGGGCUGUCUAUUUGGAUGGGGGCGAUGAGGCGCUGGAGAAGGUUAUGAGUGCUCUUGGGUUGGAUCUGCAUCGGUAUUUGUAACGAUGAGUCUGAGAUAGGGUAUACCAACGAGCUUGUGAUUAGGAUGUAUGCCAGAGGGAAUUAGAUUGAAACGAGUCCGCGCAGCGAAUUUGCAUCAU
Molecule: messenger RNA, 891 nt
Organism: Lindgomyces ingoldianus
Lineage: Eukaryota; Fungi; Ascomycota; Dothideomycetes; Pleosporales; Lindgomycetaceae
Product: ribonuclease III
Exons: 1
Coding region: 296-793 (165 amino acids)
Biological process (GO): RNA processing
Molecular function (GO): ribonuclease III activity
Source: RefSeq, a predicted model, not a curated record